Molecule: messenger RNA, 1252 nt
Organism: Sarcophilus harrisii (Tasmanian devil)
Lineage: Eukaryota; Metazoa; Chordata; Mammalia; Dasyuromorphia; Dasyuridae
Product: alcohol dehydrogenase 1
Exons: 9
Coding region: 92-1240 (382 amino acids)
Biological process (GO): retinoic acid metabolic process; retinol metabolic process
Cellular component (GO): cytosol
Molecular function (GO): all-trans-retinol dehydrogenase (NAD+) activity; zinc ion binding
Source: RefSeq, a predicted model, not a curated record
AAUUAAGGAACUAUAAAUACAGAGAAUGUUUUCUUCUCAGCAAGAGGGGGAAAAGAUUUCUAUUUUUCUCUGGUACUUCUGAGGCAGAAAAAUGAGUCAAGCCAAAUUUUCUACAGAAACUGCUGGCAAGGUUAUCACAUGCAGAGCAGCCAUUGCCUGGACAAGUAAUGCUCCCUUGUCUAUUGAGGAAGUGGAAGUCGAUCCACCAAAGGCUGGAGAGGUUCGAAUCAAGGUUAUAUCUUCAGGGAUUUGUGGUUCAGAUAAUCACAUACUAGAUGGAACAUUCAAAACGCCUUUACCUGCAAUUUUGGGACACGAAGGAGCUGGAAUAGUAGAAAGCAUUGGAGAAGAUGUGAACAGUGUGAAACCAGGAGAUAAAGUCUUAUUAAUUGCUUUACCUCAAUGCAGAAAAUGUGACUCCUGCUUACAUGCCAAAGGCAAUUGCUGCCUGAAGGAAGAUAUCUUUUCUCCAUUUGGACUGAUGCUUGAUGGUACCACCAGAUUUACAUGCAAAGGAAGAAAAGUGCAUAAUAUUUUGGGAACAAGCACAUUCACUGAAUACACCGUGAUGCAUGAGAUUUCAGUAGUAAAAAUUGAUGAUGAUGCACCCAUGGAGAAUGUUUGUAUAUUAGCCUGUGGAUUCCCCACAGGCUAUGGAGCUGCUGUUAAUGCUGCACAGGUGACUCCUGGUUCUACCUGUGUUGUCUUUGGACUUGGAGGUGUUGGCUCUGCGGUUGUUCUUGGGUGCAAAGCAGCUGGUGCUUCCAGGAUCAUUGGCAUUGACAUCAAUGAAAGGAAAUUUGAAAAGGCAAAAGCUCUUGGGGUCACUGAUUGCCUUAAUCCUCAAAAAUUCAAAAAGCCCAUCCAGCAGGUGAUAAUGGAAAUGACUGAAUUUGGUGCUGACUUUACCUUUGAGGCUAUUGGGACCAUCGACACUAUGGUUGCUGCUCUGGAAUCCUGCAACAUGAGCUAUGGGGUCUGUGUAAUUAUUGGAGUAGCACCAGCAAAAUCCCAGCUCUCUUUUGACCCAAUGAAGCUACUGUCUGGCCGGACCUUGAAAGGGAGCUUGAUAGGAGAAUAUAAAAUUAGAGACGAUAUUCCUUUGUUAGUGGAUAAUUAUAUGAAAAAGAAGAUUGAUGUGGACUCAAUGAUAACCCAUAAACUGCCUUUUGUCAAAAUCAAUAAAGGAUUUGAACUCCUCCGAUCAGGAAAAUGUAUUCGAUGUAUCCUGUUGUUUUGAGAUCUUAGUGGG